GACCCGGCGGCGUUGCGCCUGCGCAGUGGCGCCGCGGUCAGCUGACUGCUCCGGCCGACACGUGACUCCCUCCGUGGGCCCCGGGGUCCAGGUAUCCGUGAGGCAGGAGCCUGGCCGGGAGCGAUGGAGCGCUGAGCCGUUAACGUCUGUCAGGCCGUCUGUGUUCCUUGUCUGGCGCCUGCUGGCUCCUGUCCUGAUUUCCGAAGCAGCAGCACUCGGUGACGAGCAUGACUGAGUUCUGGCUCAUCUCGGCUCCCGGGGAGAAGACCUGUCAACAGACAUGGGAGAAGCUGCACACUGCCACCACCAAGAACAACAACCUUGCUGCCACGUCCAAGUUCAACAUCCCUGACUUAAAGGUUGGCACGCUGGACGUGUUGGUUGGCUUGUCGGAUGAGCUGGCUAAGCUGGACGCGUUUGUGGAAGGGGUGGUUAAGAAGGUGGCCCAGUACAUGGCUGACGUUUUGGAGGACAGUAGAGAUAAAGUGCAGGAGAAUCUGCUGGCCAAUGGAGUCGAUUUGGUCACUUACAUAACGAGGUUCCAGUGGGACAUGGCCAAGUACCCCAUCAAGCAGUCUCUGAAGAACAUUUCCGAAAUAAUUGCCAAAGGAGUAACACAGAUCGAUAAUGACCUGAAAUCCCGUGCAUCCGCAUACAACAACCUGAAGGGGAAUCUUCAGAACCUGGAGCGGAAGAACGCAGGAAGUUUGCUAACUCGAAGUCUGGCAGAAAUCGUGAAGAAGGAGGACUUCGUUCUUGACUCGGAGUAUCUUGUCACCUUGCUGGUGGUCGUUCCCAAGUUGAACCACAACGACUGGAUCAAGCAGUAUGAGACACUGGCCGAGAUGGUGGUGCCCAGGUCGAGCAACGUUCUCUCAGAGGACCAAGACAGCUACCUCUGCAAUGUCACCCUGUUCAGGAAGGCGGUUGAUGACUUCCGACACAAUGCCAGGGAGAACAAAUUCAUCGUUCGAGACUUUCAGUAUAACGAGGAGGAGAUGAAGGCGGACAAGGAGGAAAUGAAUCGGCUCUCUACCGACAAGAAGAAGCAGUUCGGACCACUUGUGCGGUGGCUGAAAGUGAAUUUCAGUGAAGCAUUUAUUGCGUGGAUUCACGUGAAAGCGUUAAGAGUUUUUGUGGAGUCUGUUCUCAGGUACGGCCUUCCCGUGAACUUCCAGGCAAUGCUGCUGCAGCCCAACAAGAAAACCAUGAAGAAGCUGCGGGAGGUGCUGCAUGAGCUGUACAAGCACCUGGACAGCAGCGCGGCCGCCAUCAUCGAUGCUCCGAUGGACAUUCCCGGUCUCAACCUGAGCCAGCAGGAAUACUACCCCUACGUGUACUACAAGAUCGACUGCAACCUGCUGGAGUUCAAGUAGAGCACGCUGCUCCUGGACCGUUCUGUUGUGUGUCAGUGUGUGCUGUGCUGUAUACGGUGUACUUUAACUCUCCUUUGCUUGCACCCCCGCUCCCUGGGUGAGUUCUGCACUGUGCUCCAUGUCUCUUCAUUUUCUUUUUAAGGGAAUAUAUAUAUUGUUUCUUUUUAUCGAUCAGGUCUGUAAAUGUGAACUAAAAAAAAAUCAGAGUUUAUUUAUGAACAGAGUAGUUUAUUUGGAGAGCAGCUCUUGUCCCUUGGUCCUGUGGUCUGCACUCGCUACACUGUCAUUGUGGCGCUCAGCCCUGCGGACGGGCGACACAGGUUCACACCAUCCGCUCACUGUACGCGUGGUCGUAGCUCAGUAGUUCCUGACCUGUGAUGUAGAGAUGUGCCGCUCUUCCGGCUGUGCUUCUGAAUGCUGCUUCAUGCGGUCUGAGCACUGUCCGCACCCGCAGGAGAGAAUAAACUAGCUGUGUAUAGCUGUGCUGUGUGUGUGACUCAGAGGUGACAGCCCGCGGGCAGCAGAAGGAACGCGUCACAGCCAGCGUUCGCGCUGCCUCUGGAUUCCAUCACCCCCGCCCGGCUGUCCGCAUCUGACUUGCGUGUGAUGUAUUUGUGCCAAAUUCGGGUCGGAGCACAGAGUGGAAGAUUAUUUUUCAGUACUGACGGGUGUUCAUAUUUGGACACCAGGCUUUGGUUCUCUCCAGGGAUGAGGCCUGAGGGCCCACUUUGAAUAAAGUACAGCACAACCACA
Molecule: messenger RNA, 2129 nt
Organism: Heterocephalus glaber (naked mole-rat)
Lineage: Eukaryota; Metazoa; Chordata; Mammalia; Rodentia; Bathyergidae
Gene: Atp6v1c1
Product: ATPase H+ transporting V1 subunit C1
Biological process (GO): proton transmembrane transport
Cellular component (GO): lysosomal membrane; vacuolar proton-transporting V-type ATPase, V1 domain
Molecular function (GO): proton-transporting ATPase activity, rotational mechanism
Source: RefSeq, a predicted model, not a curated record